UUCACAAAUUAGGUAGUUACCCUGGAAUUGAAAUACUAACACAUUUAUUUCUACAUAACAUCUAGUAAAUAAAGGAAUCUUCUAUGUGGUCAGUGGCCAAACCUCACAGGAGAGUGAGAUUAGAACAGACAUCUUUUUCAGUGAAAUAGCCAGUUGAGCUAUUUCUCCACUCAAUUGCCUGGACUUUUGUUCUAAAUAAACCAAAUAGAAAGUUUAACUUGGUUUCUUAUAGAUAUAGCUUGCUUCCUGAAUUUUGUCUUCCUGUCUCGCCCGGAUGACAGCAGUGAAAAAGUACAUCUCUAAAGUGGCAGGUUUAAAAAACGAUAAAAAAAAAAAUCUGGUAUAAUGUGUCAUUGUGGGUUCAUAUGCUACUGCAGAUAUCAAAUAGUUCUUAAAAGUACUAUUGAGUUUUCAAACUGUUAACUUUUACUAAUGUACACACAGCAUUAGUGAGGCUCUGGGGACUCUGGAAAAUAACUGAACACAUGAGCCUUUCCCCAAAGAGCUUAUAUCGGGGAAAAAACACUCAAAACAACUAGAGAAAAAUAUUUAAUUAUUAUAUACACUUACGAAAUGACCAGGGUACAACAUAAAAUUAAUUCUAUGAUGAAGAUUAUGCAUUGAAAUGUAUUUAAAACUAGAAACCCUAGUGUGUGGCUGGCAUCCAGCCCACAUUGUCCUAUAGCAGAGGCACAACGUAGAUGUCACAUUCCCCAGCCCCAAGCAGUGUUCACUGAGUGCAGGGCUAUAAAUAGAAGGCGACAGACAGUUUACAGUACACACGAGACUUACUUGAGCAAGACCAUACUGAUGAAAUAAGUGAACAGAAGCAUAUAUAAAUAGAGCAUGAACAUUAUGUAUAAACAACAGAGCAGAUAUACCUGGUGGUUGGAAACUGAGGGAGAAACCUCUCCUUUUAUAGAAAGGCAAGAGGGUGUGGAAGAAAGAAUAUUAGCUUUGGUUUCAGAUACACUGAAAUAUGAAAGCAUUCAAGUCCCGGCUCUUCCACUCUGGAACUGGGCGCAUUAUCUGACUUCAGCAAAUCUCAUUUCCCCACAUCUACUCGAAGCUACUAACUUUGGCAACUGUUACUAGUAUUACUUCUGUUAAAACUAGUUAACAUCCCACCAUGUUGCUGGGAUGCACACAAGGGAUCGUGUCUUAAUGGUCUUGGUACUUGGAACCAGUAAAGAGAACUGCUCUUGCUCCUCUAUUAGCGGAGGAAAAUUCCGUGAACCAAUAGGAAGUUCAGACGCUGUCUGAGUACCAAAAACGGAGAGAAUUCGUGAGAGGGGUGAGAGCAUUCCAGGCACAGGCAACAGCUUCAGCGGAGCUCUGAAGGGAGGCAGAAAGUGGGGUGGGGGUUGAAGGAGGAGAGAGUCUGAGGCACAGGAAGGAAAAAGCGAGCUGGGUGUUUGGGGGCCCAUGCUGUGUGCAGGUAAGCAGAGAGAGGAGAGGAGCCUCCAGACAGAGUUCCUGGCAAUUUGAAUUGGCAGUGCUGGGGCCUGGAAGCCAGAGGGGCAGCAGCUGAAGCUAGGAAUGGCAGGGGGUAGUCAGGAAGUGCUUCUGGGGCAGGGAACCAAGGCAGAGUGCAUGGCAGUUCCUGGAGGGAGUUGAAGGAAAGCCACUGGAUUGCCACAGAUUGCAAGCAGCAUUAGUCAUUUUAACAACAAGACCAAAAAAAACCCCCAAAACUAAACAAACAACAACAACAAAAAUAAAACAUAACUACAGUAAUACAGAAGCCAUGUAUUGCUUCAGGUUAAUAUAGUGGUUAAGGUUGUCCUGGAGCUGGUCCUCAACCAGCUUGGGUCACCUGAGGGCUUCCAGCCAUGUGACCUUAGCAGAAUGAUAUAAGCCUCUCUGAAUCUGUGUGCCCCUCUUUCGUAAAAUGGGGAUGUUCUCUGUCUCUGAAAGUUACUGUGGUUGCAAAGCCAAUUAAUACCUGUAGAAACUUAAUAUUUUCUCUGAUGGCUAAUGAAGUUAAAGGAAAAAGAUGUCGAGAGUAGAUCAAAGAUUUUAUGUUCAGAGGGAGGAUUUCAUUUGCUUUUUAUGUUUUCUACCGGUUCAGGACUCAUGCUGCUUAUAUUACAUUGAAUUUGCUGUUUAUUGGGAGAGUUAUUUCAAAUUGGGUCCUAGGUCCUUAAUUUUAGUUGGCAACAGGCAAGAGAAAUGCCCUGUUGACCCUCCAAGCUUUAACAGGUCUGCCAGCCGCAUAUCCAACACCCACUGUGCUGGGUCCUCCUCCCUGACUUCAAAAGGCAGCAGUGUUUGGAAAUCCUCCAGGCUUAAAACCUUACACAGAAUUUUAAGUUCUCUCUCCAACCCCCAUAUCAAAUUCAAAACCAGGUCUCAUUCCUUCGUUCAUUGUGAUGCCUCUUAGAUUCAGUUCUUCUCAGUUCCACCUUUUCCUUUCUCAUCCUCCCCUCCCCCUCCCAUUUUCCUUUUCAACAGUCCUGGAUCUCCUGUCUCUACUUUCAACCCGUGACAAAUUAAUGAUCAACCCAUUGGUCAGGACACCACUUAUCUCCCUUUGUCAAGAACUCUCAAUAGUUAUCCUCUGAGUGUUAGGGUGAGUUCAGAUUCCUAGGUUUGGUAUUAAGCCUUCCUCCCAAAUUCUCAACUUUCUUUUCCCAAAUUCUCAACUGGCGGAUGGCACCUUGGCUCCACGUUCCAGACCAUCCCUUCCCCAGCCUCCUGAUGAAAUUCCAUGCCUUCCAGAGGACUCAGUUUGUUUCCCACACCCCCCAGGAAGCUCUCCUUGGGCAAUUAUUCCAGCCCCAAUGCCCUUUAGCCCUUGGGGCAUCCCACCCAACCCAACACUGAAUUAUUUUACACCCUUGUGAGUUUGUCUUGGAGGGUAGGACCCCAUGUUUGGCCGAAUGUCCACAUCACCAGGCUAGGAUCCCUCACCCGAUAACGCUGGAAAACUGGACGGAUGUGUUCAGGAACAUGCUCCUGGUCCAGUCCCUACUUGAUAAUUCCCAGCUCCUACCCCUCCUCCAACCAGAGUGUGACCCGGUGAGUCCGACCUCCGGACGCCCCCGAGCAGGAGUGGACUGUGUUCCCGAAUCCUGAGCGUUUCCACGUAGCCCGCCCUCCCACUUAGCCCUGACCCGAGCCGAGGACAGUGGUGCAAAGCCCCGCGCUCUGCUCUUCGGAGGUUGGUUUCGGGUACUCGGCCAUCAGCGCCCAAGACCACGCAGGGGUCGAGGGUGACGCAGCCGGAACCGCCGGGGGUUUUCAGUGUCGCCCCUCGCCCUCCCCCUCGCAGCCAUUGGGCAGCCUCGGCGGCGCGCCCUGUGGACGGGGCGGGGCCCUCCCCAUCUCCCCUGUUCCCCUCCCCUGUUUCCAGGGGUGGGAUCGUCGGGAGGCAGGCAGGAGGCGUGGAGGGGCUGCCGAGGGGCGUCCGGUUACGUCUCCGCCUUCCUCAGCCGUGUCCGCAGAGCCGCUAGGUUUGCGGGACAGCAGUUCGUGAACAUGCUGGCCGCGAUCCGCCGGAGCGGGGCUGCGUGGACGCGGGCGCUGCUGCUGCAGCUGCUGCUGGCGGGGCCCGGGGGCUGCCUGAGCCGCCAGGAGCUCUUUCCGUUCGGCCCGGGACACGGGGACCUGGAGCUGGAGGCUGGGGAUGACCGAGUCUCCCCAGCCCUGGAGCUGAGGCAGGCGCUCCGCUUCUUCGACAAAUCCGACAUCGACUCGGUCUACGUCACCACAAAUGGCAUUAUUGCCAUGAGUGAACCCCCGGCCAAAGAAUCCUCCCCCGGGCUCUUCCCACCAACUUUCGGCGUAGUUGCUCCUUUCCUGGCGGACUUGGACACGACAGAUGGCUUCGGGAAGGUUUACUACCGGGAAGACCUCUCCCCCUCUGUCACUCAGCUGGCAGGAGAGUGUGUCCAGAGAGGGUUUCCAGAAAUCUCUUUCCAGCCCAGUAGUGCAGUGGUCGUCACUUGGGAAUCCGUGGCUCCAUACCAAGGGCCCGGCAAGGACCCCACCCAGGAGGGCAAGAGAAACACAUUCCAGGCUGUUCUAGCCUCCUCUGAUUCCAGCUCCUACGCCAUUUUCCUUUAUCCUGAAGAUGGUCUGCAGUUCGACACGACAUUUUCAAAGAAGGACGAGACCCAAGUUCCUGCUGUGGUUGCGUUCAGUCAAGGUGCCCAAGGAUUUAUAUGGAAGAGUGAUGGAGCUUAUAAUAUAUUUGCCAAUGACAGAGAAUCCAUUGGAAAUUUGGCCAAGAGCAGUAACUCUGGGCAGCAGGGCGUCUGGGUGUUUGAGAUCGGGAGCCCGGCCACAGCCAGCGGCGUGGUGCCCUCUGACGUGAGCCUCGGACUGGACGAUGGAGCAGAAUAUGAUGAUGAAGAUUACGACUCAGUGACACAUCUGGGCCUGGAGGACGUGGGCACGACAUCCUUCCCCUAUGAGUCUCCGAGAAGCGGAGACCCCAGCAUCCGCAGCGUGCCCUGGGUCCUUUCCCCCCGCCACCUGCCCACCGAGAGACCCGCCGGACCUCCUGGACCUCCCACAGAGAGGACCCGAUCUUUCCAGCUACCAGGGGAGAGGUUUCGCCAGCAGCACCCACAGGUCAUUGAUGUGGAUGAAGUUGAGGAAACAGGAGUGGUGUUCAGCUACAACACGGAUUCCCGCCAGACGUGCGCCAACAACAGACACCAGUGCUCUGUGCACGCGGAAUGCAGGGACUUCGCCACGGGCUUCUGCUGCAGCUGCGUUGCUGGCUACACCGGAAACGGCCGACAGUGUGUUGCCGAAGGCUCCCCUCAGCGAGUCAAUGGCAAAGUGAAAGGAAGGAUUCUGGUGGGAAGCAGCCCGGUGCCCAUUGUCUUCGAGAACACCGACCUCCACUCUUACGUGGUGAUGAACCACGGGCGCUCGUACACAGCCAUCAGCACCAUCCCCGAGACCGUCGGCUAUUCUCUGCUUCCUCUGGCCCCUGUCGGAGGCAUCAUUGGAUGGAUGUUUGCAGUGGAACAAGAUGGAUUCAAGAAUGGGUUCAGCAUCACUGGAGGCGAGUUCACCCGCCAGGCCGAGGUGACCUUCGUGGGGCACCCAGGCAAGCUGGUCAUCAAGCAGCAGUUCAGCGGCAUCGAUGAGCAUGGACACCUGACCAUCAACACGGAGCUGGAGGGCCAUGUGCCGCAGAUCCCUUUCGGCUCCUCAGUGCACAUCGAGCCCUACACCGAGCUCUACCACUACUCCCCCGGGGUGAUCACAUCGUCCUCUACGCGGGAGUACACCGUGAUGGAGCCUGAGCAAGAUGGCGCUACCCCUUCUACCAUCUAUACUUACCAAUGGCGCCAAACCAUCACCUUCCAGGAGUGCACCCAUGACACUUCCCGGCCGACCCUGCCCAACACCCAGCAACUCUCAGUGGACAGCGUGUUCGUCCUGUACAACCAGGAGGAGAGGAUCUUGCGCUAUGCGCUAAGCAAUUCCAUCGGUCCCGUGAGGGACAGCUCUCCCGAUGCCCUCCAGAAUCCUUGCUACGUCGGCACUCAUGGGUGCGACACCAACGCGGCCUGUCGCCCUGGCCCUGGGGUUCAGUUCGCCUGCGAGUGCUCCAUCGGCUUCCGAGGGGAUGGGAGGACCUGCUCAGAUAUCGACGAAUGUUCAGAACAGCCCUCAGUGUGUGGGAGCCACGCGAUCUGCAAUAAUCACCCCGGAACCUUCCGCUGCGAGUGUGUGGAGGGCUAUCAGUUUUCAGACGAGGGGACAUGUGUGGCUGUUGUGGACCAGCGCCCCGUCAACUACUGCACGACGGGCCUCCACGACUGUGACAUCCCACAGCGGGCGCAGUGCAUCUACCUGGGAGGGACCUCCUACACCUGCUCCUGUUUGCCGGGCUUCUCUGGGGACGGCCGAGCCUGCCAAGACGUGGAUGAAUGCCAGCCAAGCCAAUGUCACCCUGAUGCCUUUUGCUACAACACACCCGGCUCCUUCACAUGCCAGUGCAAACCUGGUUAUCGUGGAGACGGCUUCCAUUGUGUGCCUGGAGAAAUGGAGAAAACACGGUGCCAGCUGGAGCGAGAACACAUCCUUGGGGCGGCGGGGGCGGCGGACCCGCAGCGGCCAGGCCUGUUCGUCCCCGAGUGUGACGAGCAUGGUCACUACGCGCCCACCCAGUGCCACGGCAGCACCGGCCACUGCUGGUGCGUGGAUCGCGACGGCCGAGAGCUAGAGGGCACCAGGACCAGGCCUGGGAUGAGGCCUCCCUGUCUGAGUACCGUGGCCCCCCCGAUUCACCAAGGACCCUCCGUCCCCACCGCUGUGAUCCCUCUGCCACCUGGGACCCACUUACUCUUUGCUCAGACCGGGAAGAUAGAACGCCUCCCUCUGGAAGGAAGCACCAUGCAGAAGACAGAAGCCAAGACAUUGCUUCACGCCCCGGAUAAAGUCAUCAUUGGCUUGGCCUUCGACUGUGUGGACAAGAUGGUUUACUGGACCGACAUCAGUGAGCCUUCCAUUGGGAGAGCCAGUCUGCAUGGUGGAGAGCCAACCACCAUCAUUCGACAAGAUCUUGGAAGCCCAGAAGGCAUUGCCCUGGACCACCUUGGCCGCAACAUUUUCUGGACCGAUUCUCACUUGGAUCGCAUAGAAGUUGCAAAGCUGGAUGGGACCCAGCGCCGGGUGCUGUUUGAGACUGAUUUGGUGAAUCCCAGAGGCAUCGUAACGGAUUCCGUGAGAGGGAACCUUUACUGGACAGAUUGGAACAGAGAUAGUCCCAAAAUCGAAAGUUCCUAUAUGGACGGCACGAACCGGAGGAUUCUGGUACAGGAUGAUUUGGGCUUGCCCAACGGGCUCACAUUAGACGCCUACUCGGCUCAGCUCUGCUGGGUGGACGCAGGCACCAGUCGGGUGGAGUGUCUGAAGCCGGGGCAGCCGAGCAGACGGAAGGUUCUCGAGGGGCUCCAGUACCCUUUCGCUGUUACAAGCUACGGGAAGCAUCUGUAUUACACGGACUGGAAGACGAAUUCCGUGGUUGCUGUAGAUCUUGCCAUUUCCAAAGAGACGGAUACGUUCCACCCACACAAGCAGACCCGGCUGUAUGGCGUCACCACGGCCCUGUCUCAGUGUCCCCAAGGUCACAACUACUGCUCGGUGAACAACGGUGGCUGCACCCACCUCUGCCUGGCUACCCCCGGAAGCAGGUCCUGCCGUUGCCCUGAUAACACCCAGGGAGUUGACUGCAUCGAGCGGAAAUGAAGACAAGAAGGCCUCAUUCCCUCGGCAGGUACUCAGCAUCACCCUACUUGAAAGGGUCCAGACUGAAAACUGUCCGACCUGGUGGCCACCAGGCCCAGGUCCUACCCAGCCGGAGCCCCGACAGCGUUCCCCUCUGUUCCCCAAAACAUAUGCCCCGGGGUUCUGGAAUGGGAAAGCCCCUUCUCCCUAUGCAAAGACAGAAAACCCCCUGACUCCAACCCUCAGAUGAACAGACACAGCCCCCGAGUGAGGAUUAUGUGCCCACCCCAGUGCUCUGGAAACUGUGCCCAGUUUAUCCCCCCAGUGAUGGGCAGGGCCUGCCCAGGCAUGAGCCGGCCCCUCCCCUGUGGCCUCAUAAGCUCAGCCUCACUCUGAGUUGCCCACCAUCUUGUAACUCCCCGACACGCCAGCCAGGGCCGCCUGGGCCAGGCUGUGACUGAAGGAGGGAGUUAACCCUCCCACUCAUUUUUCUCUUGGUGCUCUGAUUUCCCUCCCUACACUCCUGGCUUUCUACUCCUGUACCACCUGCAUCCUGCCCAAGGCCCCUGCUAUAGUGAGCAAGCCCUGCCAUUUUGUUCAAAACCCACCGUGUCUUCAGGCCACGUGGAUACACAGGGAUGAUCAUGAGCAGUCCCUUCCAGAUACGUUACUGGCAUUUCGGCAGUAGCCCUGGGGAGGUAGGCAAAGCCUUCAAUCAAGGGAGUGCCCAGUGGUAGGAAUUUCAACGUGUAGAGUCGGGUUUUGAGGACGUAGAUUCUUUGGAUGUGCCUUAAAUUACACCAGUGGUUACCGAACUGUUCCACUUUGCCCAAAGCACCUGGAUCUGAACAUCUGCUCCCUUGAGCAACAUGGCCCCACUGCAGGCACCCAGGCCCAGCCUGCCCACUUCAGGCUUAGCUGGGGCUGGGACCGGGGAUGACCCGUCUGUAGGUCUUCAUCUCCCACCUCCACUGGUAAGAGCCAAUCUACAGUCAGCACGAGCCGUGUCUCCUUUGUUUUCCCCUCUGUUCAUGGCCCUUGCUGGCUGUGUUCCCAUCUAAGAGGGCCAGAGUGAGUAUUUAUACUCCUGACCCAGAGUGAGUAUUUGUACUCCUGACCCUUUAUUGCUCACUGGUGUAAUUAAAGGGACCACCACGAGAUGUCACAUGUAUGUUUCUACAGUCUGUUUGGAAACAUAUCCUGGCCGUGCGAGCAGCUUUUUAUCAGCUGUUGCCCAGAGAUGCAAAACAAUAGGAAUUUUGGAUUGAAAGUGAGGCAUAAGGAGAUGGAGUCAGUAAAGACUGGGGUAAGGGAGUGGAGAAGGCUCAGCGGAAAGUGUCACAAAGCGGUUGAUCAGGAGCAGGAGUGGAAAACCCAAGAGGAAAGGAGAGAGGAGGGUAUUUAACAACAGCAAGAAGAAAAACUCUCCAAAGAGAAAAUGGGACCUUUCUCUUGAGGAGAUGGAAGGAUUUGCCUGUGUUUCUCCUUGGGGAAGGGGUCCUUCCCCUUAUCUGCAAACCUGAGUACACUCAUCACCCCCCCACAACCCGUACCCCUCCUCACUUUCUCCUCAAGUGCGAUGGCUUCACGGUGGAGCCUGGACCGGGAAGGAGCCUUGCCCCCCGAAUGACUGGCGUUCCUUCUGAGAGCCAAAUGCAGUCCUGAGAAUCACGCCGUUUGGGGAACAUGUGGGUCUUUUAUCCAGCCCAGCCCCAUGGAUCAGUUUUGCCUUUUUAUAUUUAUCAUUCCAUAUCAAGCCCUCUAUAUCAAAUGUUCGUCAUCAUUUUGUAUAAUUUUUAUAACUGUUUUAUUCAUUUUACUAGAUUCAUCCUAAAAGUUUUCAAAUGGUAAAUUCUUAAACUGUGGAAACCACUGAAGGUGCUUAUUAACUGUUCCCGCCCCCCAGAUUUUUACAAGUAUUGGAUGAUUUCUUGAGUUUACAGUUGUAUAAAUAUCAGUGCAGAAAAUAAAAUUUGUUUCUUAAAAAAAAA
Molecule: messenger RNA, 9185 nt
Organism: Hyaena hyaena (striped hyena)
Lineage: Eukaryota; Metazoa; Chordata; Mammalia; Carnivora; Hyaenidae
Gene: NID1
Product: nidogen 1
Exons: 20
Coding region: 3481-7215 (1244 amino acids)
Biological process (GO): cell-matrix adhesion
Molecular function (GO): calcium ion binding
Source: RefSeq, a predicted model, not a curated record